Molecule: messenger RNA, 3494 nt
Organism: Chlamydomonas reinhardtii
Lineage: Eukaryota; Viridiplantae; Chlorophyta; Chlorophyceae; Chlamydomonadales; Chlamydomonadaceae
Exons: 9
Coding region: 222-3158 (978 amino acids)
Biological process (GO): D-ribose metabolic process
Molecular function (GO): ribokinase activity
Source: RefSeq, a predicted model, not a curated record
CUGAAGGUGCUACGGGCGCCUCAAAGUUCCAGGGCCCUCUGGACUCAGCCCAAACCGGGAGUGGCACCCGGGUGCCUUGGGGAAUGCUUGUGUUCGUGCCUGAUUGGUCUGGAUUGGCGCUCGCCCUCCUCGAGCUGCUCUUACAGUCGGUACUGCUAAUGUUUGAACUUGAGGCUUAAAACAACGGACUGGACCCCAUGUCAAGUUAACUUUCAAGCGGAAUGGCAUUAUCACAUUCAAUGCCGCGUUUCGGGUUCCUGCUGAUAGGCCUGAUGACAUGCACUGUUGUCGCCAUAGAGAAUAAUUAUAAAGCAAGGGGGCCACUUCUGGUGGUGGGCUCAAUAAACGUCGACACGACGGUGCAUCUCGACGAACUUCCGCGGCGCAGCGAAACAAAAAUAGCCCAGCGCCCCAGCCCGACCCUUGCUGUGGGUGGCAAGGGCGCCAACCAGGCUGUGGCGGCGGCGCUGCUGUCCGCGGGCACGGGCCGCGCCGCCGCGCGCUUCGUGUGCCGGCUGGGCGACGACGCCUACCUAGGCUGGCUGCAGGGGGAGCUGGCGCGAGCGGGGCUGGACACGUCCGCCUCCGUGGUGGUGCCCGGCAUGUCCACCGGGGCCGGCAUCGUAUGGCUGGACGCGGAGGGUGCAGCCACCAGCGUCGUGCUUGGCGGCGCAAACACACAGGGCUGGUCGCUGCUGCCGCCCGACGACGCGUCUUCGGCCGGCGAGAAGGCGGAGGAGGAGACUGCCGCCCGCGAGGCGGCGCUGCUGGCGGAGCAUGCGGCAGCGGUGGUCGCAGGUGGCAGUGGCAACGCUAGUGCUAGCAGCACGGGUGACACCAGUGCGGCUGCACUGCGGGCGAGUGUGCUGCUGCUUCAGCGGGAGGUCCCGGAGCACGUGAACGCGGCGUUUGCGGCGGCGGCCGCGGCGGCAGGCAUCCCCGUGCUGCUGGAUGCAGGCGGCGAGAACAAGCCGGUGUUUGCGGCGCUGCUGUCACACGUGGACUUCCUGGCGCCCAACGAGCAGGAGCUGCAGCGCCUCACCGGCCUGCCCACCGCCACCGAGGAGCAGGUGGCGGCAGCUGCCGGCGCCCUCAUGGCGGCGGGAGCGCGCGGCGUGCUGGUGACGCUGGAGGGCCGCGGCAGCCUGCUGCUGUUGGGAGACGUGGAGGCGGAGGCGGAGGCUGGCAAGGCGGCGAAGGGCACAGGCGGCAUCAGUGGUGGCCGCAGGUGCCGGCCGGUGCGCGCCAUCCGCCAGCCAGCGCUGCCGGUGCCUGGGGGUGUGGUGCUGGACGCCACGGCGGCAGGCGACGCCUUCCGUGCCGCGCUGGCGGUGGCGCUGGUUGAGGGCCAGGGCCUGGAGGAUGGGCAGGGGGGCAAGGAAGGUACCGGGUGGGAACAGGCCCUGCGCUUCGCGGCGGCGGCGGGUGCCAUCGCGGUGUCGCGCAUGGGCGCCAUGCCCAGCCUGCCCACUCGGGCCGAGGUGGAGCAGCUGCUGGUGGAGCACGGCGCCUCGCCCGCCGCCCAGGCCUGGGACGCACCCGAGCUCCUCGCCGCAGCCGCCCGGGCCGCAGCUGCCGGGUCAAGCGGCACUGAGGCGGCCGGCGCUUCUGCUGCCGCCGCUGCCGGCUCUUGCAGCCUGGGCGGGGGCGGAGUCGGAGUCCAGGAGGGCACAUGCAGCAACCCAGCCUCGGCGGCAGAAGCAGGAACAGCCACAACCACAAUACCGGUAGCAGCUACGCCAGAGAGCGCCGCCAUCGGUAGUUGCGCCGCUUCUUCUUCCGCCGCCACCCCGCAGCACCACCAACCGCAGCUGUACCAGCAUGACGGCGCGGAUGAGGCGGCGGACGGCGCCUGCCCGCUGCUGUUCGGCGCGCGUCUUAACUCCAUGAAGUCACGCCGCGACAAGCUGCUGGCCAACUACGCCAACUAUCUACCCGCCGCCAGGUCCUCUGAAGACGGCGCCGCAGCAGGUUCUCAGUCAGCCGCGUCAGGUGAUGCUGGGCAGGACGGCUCUGCCGCUGCCGCUGCGCGGAGGGAGCGGCUGUUGGAGCAGCUGAAGGACAACGGGCCGCUGGGUUGGGUGGCGCGUCAGGGGCUGGUGCGCGCAGCCGAUGGCUGGUCGGGCGGGCAGCAACAGCAGCAGCCGGCUGGUGGUGCCGGGGGUGGUGCCUGGGGUGGUGCUGGGGGUUUGGAUGUGGUGUACUUCAACUACCCGGAGCACCUGAAGGGCCUCACGCUGCAGCAGGUCCAGGAGGCGCUGUCGUUGGCGGGGCUGGCGGCGGGCGGCGUGGCCAUGCGCUUCCCCGCAGACCCCUUCCGCGCCGGAGCCUUCACCAACCCAGACCCCGCGGUGCGCGCCGCGGCGGUGGCGCUGGCGGUGGAGGGGUGCGGCUGGGCAGCGCAGCUGGCGGCGACGGCGGUGGCGGCGGGGAACCUUUCGGCCUCAGCCGCGGCUGCUGCGACGCCAGCGCCGGGGCACUUGGUGGUGUGGUCGGCGUACGACGGAUACGACUACCACCUGCAGGCCGACUACGGCGCCGCCUGGUCGGCCGCUGUGGAGGCGUACCGGCAGUUGGCAGACGCCUGUGCCGCCAUGCACGUGGCUGUGUCCAUUGAGCCCAAGCCGACCGACCCCUCCAGCCGCUUUUCCUUCCUGCCCAACACCGCCUCCGCCCUGUCGCUGGUGUCCGCCGUGGGCCGCCCUAACCUGGGCCUCACACUGGACACCGGUCACCUGCUGAUGGCCGGAGAGUGCCUGGCACAGAGCGUGGCCGAGGUGGCGGCGGCGGGGCGGCUGUUCGGGCUGCACCUCAACGACGGCCACGGGCGGCUGGGGGCGGAGGACGGGCUGGUGUUUGGCAGUGUGCACGGCGCGGCGGCGCUGGAACUCAUGUACUACCUCAGAUACAAGCUCCCCCCGCGGCCGGCGGGCGCCUUCUCUCGCGGGGACGGUGCUGCUGGUGUGUUCGGGCUGCCGCAUGCGAUAUUUGACACCUUUCCGCUCAACGAGGACCCGGUGCUGGAGGCGGAGGCCAACGUGCGCGCCGCCAGGGGCAUGUGGGCGCGGGCGGGGCGGCUGCGGCGGGCGGGGCUGGAGGGCUGCUUGGCGGCGCACGACGGGCUGUGUGGCAUGCGGCUGAUGGCGGAGCUGCCGUGAGUGGCGAGAGUAAUGCAGAUGUUGAAGUGGGUUUGAAAGGGAGCGGGCGAUUGCAUGAAAGGAGCCGCGACGUGGAGUUGGGAUGAAUGCACUGAACCGAGUGGGGCUGUGAUCAUGCGUGGACGACGAAUUGGUUGCUGGGCAUUUGGGGUAAAGGUUUUGCCCGACAACAUCAAGCAUUGGAUUGGUUAUUGUGGGCGAGUGGGAGUGAGAGUAAUUGGGCUGGUUGGGUGGGUUGGGCGGGGGGCGGGGAACACUGAGUGGGAGUGAGCACCCGAGUGUCGUGGCACGGCAUGUGUGGCGAAGGUGUGUGGCCCCGACACUAAUUACAGCCAA